AUGUUCAACAUUGCGCUCGCAAUUGCAAUUUUCCAUCUCCUGUCUGCGGUGUCCUUCAGCGUGGCGUACAGCCACCUGCCAACUGCCGUGCAGCUGGGCGGGGCCAUCGUGGCGGCCGUGGAGCAGGAUGCCGAGCAGGAAGCUGCCACCGAGGAGCACCAUCGAGUGCAACGUGAGUGGAUGCAGACUGCCGAGCUGCAGCUGCAGAAACUCCUCAACGACGAGUUGAGUGCCGAGGAGAUGGGCAAUAUGCUGGAUACGUGGAUUACCGAAGGUCGCGGCAAGCAUCAGCACAAGAAGCAGCAGAAGAAGCUAGCCAAAAUGCUGUAUCCCGUGCUAGCCGCCGCAGCUGUGGCCAAAAUCGUUCUGCUUCCCUUGGUCUUGAAGUGGCUGACGGCGCUGUCGACCUCAUCAUUCGUUAUGGGAAAAAUUGCAUUGGCCACCUCCGGUAUGCUGGCCUUAAAGUGGAUCCUGUCCAGCGGGCAUGCACGGGAUCGCCUGGAGAUUAUCCAUUCAUCGGUCCCAUCAAUCAAGGGCUUGCACACGGCCCACGCCGCUGAUGUUGCCCCCAGCGGCACCAGCUGGAUGCCCAUCCGGCCGCCCUACAUUCCUUUGGGUGUGACCAAGGAUGGCCCAACUUUUUACAAGCCAUUUUUAUAG
Drosophila persimilis is the source of this 660-nucleotide messenger RNA. RefSeq lists its product as uncharacterized. The transcript is spliced from 2 exons. The record is from RefSeq and is a predicted model, not a curated record. Lineage: Eukaryota; Metazoa; Arthropoda; Insecta; Diptera; Drosophilidae. Bases 1 to 660 code for a protein of 219 amino acids.